Messenger RNA from Nymphaea colorata (pocket water lily), 2897 nucleotides. RefSeq names its product (6-4)DNA photolyase. NCBI's taxonomy places the organism in Eukaryota, Viridiplantae, Streptophyta, Magnoliopsida, Nymphaeales, Nymphaeaceae. Gene Ontology annotation, biological process: entrainment of circadian clock by photoperiod; circadian regulation of gene expression. The record is from RefSeq and is a predicted model, not a curated record. Bases 196 to 1623 code for a protein of 475 amino acids. Gene Ontology annotation, molecular function: FAD binding; DNA binding. Gene Ontology annotation, cellular component: cytoplasm; nucleus. The transcript is spliced from 14 exons.
UUCUCACGGCUUCCUCACGUGAAGAUUCACCAGAGCCUCUUGCCGUCUCCUCUGUCUCCGAUCAAUCUCCCGGUUCCUUUUCUCCCGCAAAAUCCUUCGCAUUCCCUUAGAAAGAAGAAGAAUCUCCCUCCUGUUUCCCAUCUCGAUCAUCUCUCCGUUUUCGUACGAGUUUUGUUCAGCCCGCUUGGCUCGAUCAUGGAAGCAGUGAAUUCAUUGCUGUGGUUCAGGAAAUGCCUCCGGCUUCAUGAUAAUCCGGCCCUCGAGCACGCGUGCAGGAACUCCAGGCAUCUCUACCCUGUUUUCGUCCUCGACUCGUGGUACCUGGAUCCCGAUCCCACUGCAUUCUCUCCUGGCUCAGCCCGUGCCGGCGUCAACCGGAUCCAGUUCAUGCUUGAGAGCCUCGAUGACCUUGAUUGCAGCCUCAAGAAGCUCGGGUCGCGUCUGCUUCUCUUCAAGGGCGAUGCUGCAGAUGUCAUCAUCAAGCUUCUCAAGCGCUGGAAUAUUGGUAAACUUUGCUUUGAAUUUGAUACAGAGCCUUAUGGAUUGAAUCGCGACAGGAAAGUCAAGGACUUUGCUUCAUCAGCUGGGAUAGAAGUACUUUCUCCUGUUAGCCAUACACUUUUUAAUCCUGAGGAGAUCAUACAAAAGAAUGGUGGGAAGCCACCAUUGACUUAUCAAUCAUUCCUGAAACUAGCCGGAAGUCCUCAGCUCUCAAUUGCACUACCUCCUCAAAAACUUCCUUCUUUGGGGGACUUUGGCGAGUGUGAUCUUAUGAGUGUUCCAAGGAUCAAUGAACUAGGCUAUGGGAAUCUGAGACAGGAAGAAUUCUCUCCUUUUCGAGGAGGUGAAUCUGAAGCUUUAAAGAGAUUGGGGGAAUUGCUUAAUGACAAGGAGUGGGUUGCAUGCUUUGACAAACCUAAAGGUGAUCCAACUGCCUUGUCUAAGCCGGCAACGACAGUUUUGUCCCCUUACUUGAAGUUUGGCUGCCUUUCUUCCAGAUACUUUUAUCAGCGCCUCCUAGAUGUGUAUAAAAACGUUAAAAAUCACACAUCCCCACCAGUUUCACUUGUUGGACAGUUGUUAUGGCGAGACUUUUUCUACACGGUGGGAUUUGGAACUCCAAAUUUUGACCAGAUGAAAGGGAAUAGAAUCUGCAAACAGAUACCAUGGAAUGAGGAUGAUGCACUUUUUGUUGCUUGGCGAGAGGCAAAAACAGGUUAUCCUUGGAUUGAUGCUGUAAUGGUCCAGCUUCAUAGAUGGGGAUGGGUGCAUCAUCUUGCUCGACAUGCUGUUGCUUGUUUCUUGACUCGUGGAGAUCUGUUUAUCCAUUGGGAGAAAGGACGUGAUGUUUUCGAGAGGCUUCUUAUAGAUUCUGAUUGGUCAAUUAAUAACGGCAACUGGUUGUGGCUUUCUUGCUCAUCCUUCUUUUAUCAGUAUCAUCGCAUAUAUUCCCCUACAACUUUUGGAAAGAAAUAUGAUCCUGAUGGAAAUUUCAUCAGAUACUUCAUCCCUGUUUUAAGAGAUAUGCCUAGAGAGUACAUCUAUGAACCUUGGACUGCUCCAUUAGAUGUACAAAGAAAGGCUAGCUGCAUAAUUGGGAAAGAUUACCCAAGACCAGAAUGAUCAGCAGAAAACAAAUCGUAAAUGGGACAAGAAAUAAUGUGGAUAAUGGUGCUCUUUUAUUUGGUUGGAUACUACACGUAAGAAGAUGGACCAAAUUGAGAAAGUACGAUAUGGCAUUGUACCGAAGCCCCUUUCUACUUUGUGUCAUGGUUCACAACCCUUUUGAGUGAAUUGAAGCUAACUAGUAGGGUUAUUUUUGUAUUUUUCUUCAUCUUUUUCUUUUUGGGGUGGCGGGAGGGGAGAGGGGUUAUGAGAGAGGAGGAGAUGAAUGACAGUUGGACCUUGCAGUUGGUGUAAUAAAAAUCAUAUUUAACAACAAAACCUAGGGUCGAAUGUGCAAAAAAAAUAUAUUAUCGCAUGUCAAGCACGAAAUAGCCGUGGAGUACUCUACAUUAAAUUUUUUCUACAAGUAAUAUGUGUACUUCAGCCCUUUACUUACUACCUUGUAUCAUGGCUGUAACCCCCUUUUAGUACUAACCAAGCUGGCUGCAGGUAGGUUGGGAUCCACCAAGCGCAGUACGUGUGAAGUUUUAUCCAUGUCACUGCAUUAGUUUAAUUUAUUUAUACAAGUUCAACUUCAUUACGGAUACUUUAAUGAACCAGAUCGUAUUGUCGCUUUAUGGCAUGGUGGUGUACAACUGAAUGGAGACUUAACACAUUAAUUUUUGCUAUGGAAAUUUUGUUUCAACAAAUGAUAUGACCAUGCAGAAAUGCUCAUUCCACCAUUAAAUAUUUAAAUAUUCCUUAAAUCAUGUAGUUCUUAUUUAAAUUCGCCAUACAAAUAUUGUGUCAUUUCAAAUACCGAUGUUUGAGUUGACGUUUAUUUUAGGUCCUUUACAUAAACUUCAAAUUUCUGUCAUAGUCUCAUUAUUAUGUUUGGUCUUCAAAUCUCUUUAGUUCAAAUAUUAACAUCAGAUGUUUAGGAUGUUUUUACGUUGACAUGAUCUUGAUUUUGGUUUCCGAUUUUUUUUUUGUUCAAAAUUUCAAUUCAGUUGCAGGUUUAGGCUUUUUUUUUUACAUAAAUACAUUCCUGAAAGAUUUGUUCCAGUCCCAGUUUGAAUGAAGCUUCAAGUUCGAUUUUUGAACAUAUAAAAGAAGGCUUUAUCAGGUUUAUGUUGCUAAUAAUGCUAGUUCCAGUGAUUGACCACGCUUCUGCAAGCCAUGAUUGCAAAAGGAGAUUAGCAGCAGCCUAUACAUUGAACAAGAAGACCAAUAAUUUGGUCUCAGAAGAGGAGAUUGAUCUUUUAAGAAGGAAUCUAGAGCAAGAUCAGACU